This is a messenger RNA of Pseudomassariella vexata, 2464 nucleotides long. RefSeq lists its product as uncharacterized. The record is from RefSeq and is a predicted model, not a curated record. The transcript has a single exon. Gene Ontology annotation, cellular component: FACT complex; nucleus. Lineage: Eukaryota; Fungi; Ascomycota; Sordariomycetes; Amphisphaeriales; Pseudomassariaceae. Bases 419 to 2134 code for a protein of 571 amino acids. Gene Ontology annotation, molecular function: histone binding; nucleosome binding; DNA binding.
GACUUGGAUUGACCGUUGGCACCUUCCAACCAAGGCAACUUCGAUUUAGUGCUCGUAGGAACCUGCUGUUUCUUCAUCACGUGCCAUCACUUAACGCGCGAGCUCGAUCGGAGUCGCGUUUUCUCGUCCCAUCUGCACGGUUGGCGCGACCCGAACUUUUCUAGUCAAGCUUUCCCGCUUGUCGCAUUCAAAGGCAUCUGCUUGAGUUCAUCCCAGAGUCCUUCUGGAACCAGCACAGGAAGAAGCCUGCACUUGAGUCCCGUACCAGACAGUGCUGCAACAGUUCGAAUGCGCCAUAUUCAUCUCCGCUCAUUUCACUUCUCAUCGCCAUUUUGUCGACCGCCCUGCGUGUCAGGCCCCUGACCUCUUCCUCUCUCCCUCCCUGUCUCCCCACCUGCCAUCUUAACAACGGUACGCUAUGGCAGCUAUGGAGAGCUUUGAUAACAUCUACCUGGAUCUGUCUAAGGACAGCGGAAAGUGCCGGUUUGCCGAGAAUGGCCUUGGUUGGAAGCCAAGCGGCAGCAGCAACACCUUCACCCUCGACGCGGGCGAUAUCGCGAGCGCUCAAUGGAGCCGUGCCGCCAAGGGCUACGAAGUCAAGAUCCUGAAACGAUCCUCUGAGAUAGUCCAUCUCGAUGGAUUCCAAGAAGAAGACCAAGCCCGUCUGGUCAAGAUCUUCAAGAACUGGUACAGUGCGAACCUCGAGACCAAGGAGCACGCUCUGCGCGGAUGGAAUUGGGGCAAGACCGAAUUUAGCAAGGCCGAGCUUGUCUUCAAUGUACAGAACCGACCCUCCUUUGAGAUCCCGUAUUCGGAGAUAUCCAACACUAACCUUGCUGGACGAAACGAGGUCGCGAUCGAGUUUGCUGCGUCGGACGAGGCCGACACGGGCACCAAUGGCCACCUGGGCGGUGCUCGAGGCCGAGGCAAAAAGUCGGGAGCUGGCAAGGAUCAAAUGGUAGAGAUGCGCUUCUACAUACCUGGAGUCACUACGCGCAAAGAGACGGAGGGCGAGGACGCUGGCAGCGACGCUGAACAGGAGGAGAAGAAUGCCGCGACCUUGUUUUAUGAGACGCUGAUCGACAAGGCUGAGAUUGGUGAGACGGCUGGAGAUGCCAUCGCCACAUUCCUCGAGGUUCUACACCUCACCCCCAGAGGCCGCUUCGACAUCGACAUGUACGAGUCAUCUUUCCGCCUUCGCGGUAAAACCUACGACUACAAGAUCCAAUAUGAUCACGUAAAGAAGUUCAUGGUGCUCCCGAAGCCCGACGAACUGCACUGCAUGCUCUGCAUCGGUUUGGAUCCGCCUCUACGCCAAGGACAGACGAGAUACCCGUUCCUGGUGAUGCAAUGCAAGAAGGAUGAAGAGGUCACGAUCGAUCUGAACCUGCCAGAGGAGCAACUCAACGAGAAGUACAAGGACAAGCUCUCGCCUCACUACGAACAGCCCCUACACCAGGUCAUCACAUACUGCUUCAAGGGCUUGGCGGGCAAGAAAAUCGUCUCUCCUGCCAAGGACUUCACCACGCACCGCCAGCAGACCGGUAUCAAGUGUUCUAUCAAAGCCAGCGAGGGUUUUCUUUACUGUCUCGAGAAGGCCUUCAUGUUCGUGCCAAAGCCGGCUACCUACAUCUCGUACGACCAAACGUCAUCCAUUACCUUCUCGCGUGUCGGUGGCGCUGUGUCCGCCCUUUCUACCUUCGAUAUUACUGUCCACAUGAAGAGCGGCGGCUCCAGCCAAUUCAGCAACAUCAACCGAGAGGAUCUCAAGGCUCUUGAAGACUUCUUCAAACUGAAGGGUCUAAGGGUCAAGAACGAGAUCGACGAGGACGCGAACCUGCUUGCGGCUGCUCUUCGAGAGGAAGCUAUGGCCGACGAUUCGGAAGAGGAAGCCGCACCCCGCGCCGAUCGCGGCUCGGCCGACGAAGAUGAGGAAAGCGUCGACGAGGAUUUCCGAGCUGAUUCGGAAAGCGACGUCGCUGAGGAGUACGAUUCCAACCAUGAGUCCAGUGGUUCUGGAAGCGGCGAAAGCGACGUCGAAGAUGACGGUGAUGCUGACGCUGAUGAAAUGGAUGUGGACGACGAAGACGAAGCUGAGAAGCCCCAGGCGAAGAAGGCGAAGACCAAGAAGUGAUGGAAGGAUGGAGCUCUUCCGUGACGUAGGGUCGGACAAGCAACGGCGUUAGGGUGGCUCGUGUUGUAUAAUCACGCUAUUCAACUGGAAUACGUCUUCGCGUAACUUUGCAGCAAAAGGGCUGCGUUCAGCGAGAUGAAAUGCAUUAUUUCCACAAUCAUCUCUGGCGAUGGACAAGAACGGAUACUUUCACCAAACCACAGAAUUCCCACCAAGGUCAAAUAAUCAAGUGAUCAGCACUAUGGCAACGGGUAUGAGGAUCCCGUAGCCAUUGAGUGACCCUCGUCUAGAAAGGCCGCACGGCUCAAGCUCAUGUUGUACGUUCUUGCG